Molecule: messenger RNA, 2582 nt
Organism: Ixodes scapularis (black-legged tick)
Lineage: Eukaryota; Metazoa; Arthropoda; Arachnida; Ixodida; Ixodidae
Product: flocculation protein FLO11
Exons: 6
Coding region: 277-1962 (561 amino acids)
Source: RefSeq, a predicted model, not a curated record
ACCACGGUUGUGAGCAAGGAGGUUGAGGCUACGGGCACAGCGGAGCCGCGGAGCUACGUCGCUACGUACAGAAAUGCGUGUGGAGCUAGUGCAGCCAGCGAGGAACAGCCGCAACUCCCAGUGUUUGAGGACGAGGAGCAUCCACUGCCUCCUACUGCAGCGAUACCGACCGGAGAGCCCGAUGGAUGCCCAUCGAGCUCCUCCCAAAGCAGACGAACAAGGCGAGGUCUGAGCCACUGUGACAUUGCAUUAUGGGCUGCCUCUGUUUCCGAUUCCAUGUUCAGCAACCCCGUAGCUGUUACCAGUCGGGUCAGCGUGCCACAAAGCUGCAGAUUGGAGACUCCAGUUUCUGAGGUCUCUAGGACGAACCGUGGGAAGCGACAAGUUCCAACCAUGCCAAGUUACGGGAGAGUGGAGCAGUCCACCGAAGGCACCUGGACCGAGGAACUGCAGAGACGACACCAGACUGCCUUAAUGAAGGAAAUCAAAGAGCAGAUCUUGUUUAAACCAAUCGACCACUUCUCCCUCACAUCUGCGUUCGAUAAAGAUAGUAGCGAACAAUUUCCACGAAGGAGUAAGAGCUCGGCUUCCAAACAUCAGGCGCUGAUUGACAAACUCGGAGACCUCAGCAAAUCGUCACCCUCUCCGUCGUCAUCAGGCUAUUUGCAGUGUCAGAGGACGGAGCCACUACCCUUGGACCAAGCAGUCGGACAGGGCUCCACCGUGACUAAUGGUGGCACAUUGAUAUCCUCAGCCCCACAAGUUGUAUCUUCAAAGUCGAAGUUCUUCAAAGUCGGAACACCUGUAGAGUUGUUUGAUAGAAGGCAUGCUACAGGUAGCACGGUUUCAACUCCACAACAUGCGGUAAGUCCAACACCAACACCAAUUCAGCAUGGAACUGACCCAAGUUCCACAUGGACGCCGACGCCAAAGACACAGGAAUUUGUUGGUGCUGAAGCAGUGCAUGGGGAAGAGACCACCCGAACCUUCAACCAAACUGCGGUUUCAUCAUAUGUGGCAGCGACUCCUCGUCAUCAAACUGCAUGCUCAGUGACGACCUCAGCAUUGCGGACACCCAACACCCAUCCCGUGUCUGCGCCUAUGUCUUGGGCGAAUGGGGAUUCUGACCUGGCACAAAUGAGAGCAGUUUCGGAGUGGAACAACAGACCCUGCAAAAACGUUUCGACACUGACGUUGAAUCAAGCCAAAAUGAGACGUGAUACAAUCUUGACUCCGUGUAACUUAUCUUCGUCAACGGUGAUGUCGAGUCCCACUGUGCGGCCGACACCACAUUCAAACCCAUGCAGAAAAGACGUACUAAGCUCGUCGCUGAGGCAACCUCAAGGCACGAAGCUCUUCUUGACACCCGGUAAAAGAGUGUCUUGGAAACCGGAGUCAGUGUGGCACACACCAAACGGUUCUUUCAGUAGGUCGACGUCAGCAUCCCAAAAAAUUGAGUCCGAAGUGCCGAGAGAGAAGGGAGUCGACCACGCUUACGACCAGAACACAAUUUUACGUGUGGCAUCGAUGACACCUCGCAAAGGCUUGAGCUUGGCACUACUUUCUAACCAGAACUUUUCUCCUCAGCCAAACUUCAGUUCUAGCGUUCGGUUCGAGCAAGGGAACACGGCCUCAGCUACGAGAUCACCUAAGCAUACCAUUGUAGAAGUGGUGCCAGAGUCUCCAGAGAACUCAACUGGCAUUGAUAUGACCCCUCAACAACUCAUUGCUUCUAAAGAAGUGGAAGAGCCAACACACAAAAGCCUUCAUCACGAAGAUUCCAACAGGGCUCAACAAACCAGUGUCUUCGAGUCGUCCAAUAACCUCACCGUCACUGCAGUUCAAGAGAGCUGUUCGGUUUGUGGGUGUGGCACCGCAAAAGUAGACAAAGCGUGCCAGACAGUUCCAUAUUAUGCCACAACUGGAACCAUGUUUGGCAGUCAUAUGUCUGCACGAGCCUAAAAGAAGGCAAGGUGGCAUCAAUUAUGUGUAUUCGUUUCAAUACUCGGGGAUGAUGCAGUUCCUUUAAAUGUAUGUACACUACUCGUGACCCAAGUCUGUACCAGACUCUUGAGUUUUGUUGAUGUGUUGUGUCCUUCAGUAAUGUAUACCCCAUUACAGCCCUAUUUCUGGUGCAGUCCAAGUGCUGUCUUUGGUGAAAGUGUGCAGAUGCCUCUUGUGUGCAAGUGGGUGCAUUGCUGUCAUAAGGACAUCGCUUAACUCACUGCUCUGGUGUUGGAGCAAGCAAGAUCUGCCAAAGAAAAGGUGGAAUUAGCCUUGUUCUGUGUACCCAAGUUUCUAAGUUUGUUCCUCUAGGUUUGUGUUUGUUUGUCUUCAGAGGUUUCUUUUCUUGUUGACUGAUUUUUAGGACUCUCGAGAUACAAGAGCCAAAUUGAAAUCUAGAGCAUUAAAUAAUAUAUAAUUAUACUUGAAGAAAUGCGAGAAUAUUCUUGUAUAAAUAUGAUCUGUCCUACAUCCUGUGACCAGUGUGCAGGUGCACCAAUUACUUUUUGCCAUAUCCAGCUCACCGUAGCCCAGUCACAUGUCAUUUGUUGGCAGUAAAGAUUGUUUUAUCCCACUGA